Molecule: messenger RNA, 4183 nt
Organism: Salvelinus sp. IW2-2015
Lineage: Eukaryota; Metazoa; Chordata; Actinopteri; Salmoniformes; Salmonidae
Gene: rbl2
Product: retinoblastoma-like 2 (p130)
Biological process (GO): negative regulation of G1/S transition of mitotic cell cycle; regulation of transcription by RNA polymerase II; cell differentiation
Cellular component (GO): nucleus; chromatin; transcription regulator complex
Molecular function (GO): RNA polymerase II transcription regulatory region sequence-specific DNA binding
Source: RefSeq, a predicted model, not a curated record
UCCUGCACAGCACUUGAACGUUGACUGGCAGCACGUGGGUGAUGGUUGCUACAAAGUUACACCCUAUAGUGGCCAGAAUGGGAACUUUUUCAAAACAUCCAUCCAUCUAAAAAGGAAAGUAUCAAAGUUAUCAGAUGUAUUUUAGUAUGUAGUGGCAUACGUUGUUGAUCGUCGAAUGUUGAGAAUAAACACCCGAACGCAUUUUUUGUGGGCGGAAACCUCCUGUACGCUUGAUGUUGCAUUCACCAAACAACAUACCAUCCAAAAUGUGACGUUGUACUGUACGCUAGCAUUUGGCGUAGUCUUCUACGCACGAUAGUAGCUUUCACUCAAAUGACAUUUAAAUGCCUACACUGUACAGCACUGUAUAUCGGUACUCAAAAUGUACGAAGAGUAACAUUGUUUCCAUGUACUUUGUAACAAACCGCGCUUGAGUUGACUCUGCUUUGCAACCUCAUUGUUAUUUGUACCCGAAUCUAAUUUGCCCCGACGUUUUUGACACGCAUUUGAAAUGAACGAGGAAAAAGACUUUUUGCAGAAAAUAAGGCUGGGGUUUGAAGAACUCUGUCGAGCUUUAAAUAUGGACGUGGAGGCGAGCAACGAAGCAUGGAGGAGUUACGAAAGCAUAAGCAAAAAAUACACAUUAGAGGGCAGUGACCUACACUGGCUGGCCUGUGCCAUCUAUGUGGCCUGUAGAACACCAGUACCAACAGUGGAUAGGGGUACUGCAGAGGGAAACUACGUCUCUCUUACCCGAAUACUCCGCUGUUCAGAACAAAGCCUCAUUGAGUUCUUCAACAAGAUAAAGAAAUGGCAGGAUAUGGCCAGUGUUCCUCAGGACUUCCGUCAGAGCACGGAGAAGCUAGAGAGAAAUUUCACAGUUUCCGCCGUCAUCUUCAAGAAAUACGUCCCCAUCUUCAAAGCCAUCUUUAAGGCGCCCUCGGAUGAACCGCACAGAGUCCACAGGAGCAACAAACAGAGACGCCAUCCCUGCACCGUUGCUGAAGUGUUCAACUUCUGCUGGAUUCUGUUUGUCCACGCUAAAGGAAACUUCCCUAUGAUCAGUGAUGACCUGGUGAACUCGUACCAUCUCCUUCUGUGUGCUCUGGACCUGGUCUUCUCCAACGCCCUGCUCUGUAAUACCAGGAAGGAGCUGCUCAACCCCAACUUCAAAGGCCUUCCUGAUGACUUCAGCAGUAAGCACUACAAGCCCACUGCAGGGCCUUACUGCUUCAUAGAGCAGCUGUGUGAACUGCAUGAUGGCCUGGUGCUGGAGGCCAAAGGGGUGAAGGAACACUUCUGGAAACCCUUCAUUAAUAGGCUCUUCCAUAAGAAGAUUCUCAAAGGGAAAGAAGAGAGCUUGACUGGCUUCUUAGAUCCUAUGAAUUUUGGAGACAGUUCUGUGUCCAUGGGCCGUGUGUAUGAGGAGCAUGUUCUGGCCACUGGAGGUCUGGAUGAUAGGAUAUUUUUGGGAGAGGGGGGCAAUGAAGACAUUGGCACCACAGGCCCCUGUCUCUGUGAGGGGGGGGAGAACCAGGACGCCUCAGCAUACAGACUCUACAGCAGUCAGACUGCCUCAGUCCUGAAGGUGUCCACUCCCUUUACGGAUCUUAAUUAUGUCCAGGACAACAGUCUGUGUACGCCGGUCUCUACUGCCAUGCAGAGUGUUGGUCGACUACACAGCCUGCUCAAUGGACUGAAGCGCGGCCCCAGUCGGAGACUCACAGACUUACUGAGGGCGUGUGCCAGAGACCCCAGUGAGGUCAUCUCCACUAGGCUGAAGGACAUGUGUCAGCUCUUCUGCCAGCACUAUGAGGGCAACGGGGAAGCGAACACAGGACUGGGGAAAGACAUCACGGUGUACUUCUGCCUGGCGGAGGCGCUCUACUAUAAAAUCCUGGAGGCCGUCAUUGACCAGGAGAAGAAGAGACUGGGCAACUUGGAUCUCUCUGGUAUUCUGGAGCAGGAUGUGUUCCAGCGCUCUCUGCUGGCCUGCUGUCUGGAGAUUGUCAUCUUCUCCUACCGACCCCCAGGGGACUUCCCACGAAUCAUACACAUUUUCCAGCUCCCUGCAUACCACUUUUAUAAGGUGAUCGAGGUGCUGGUGCGGGUGGAGCAGGGUCUGUUCAGGAAGGUGGUGAAGCAUCUGAACCAGGUGGAGGAGCAGGUUCUGGAGAGCCUGGCCUGGAGGGGGGGAUCCCCGCUGUGGGACAGCGUCAGGGGGGCCAAGAACCAACCGCCCUCCUGCCAGGAGGUGAUGCCAUCACAGCAUCUGGAAGAUGGGGACGGAUCCGCCCCUCUCACCCCCAACAACCAUGGCACUGACCUGGGCGCCAACCGUGGUGGGAAAGGUGUGUCCACCACCACCAUGUUGGACCGCUACAGCUGCCCCACCACGGGCUCGGCCAGGAGACGGCUGUUUGUGGAUGUGUCCUGCGACGCCCCCUCGGACCCCUCCACCACCACCCCUACUACCAACCUCAGGACCUCCCAGGCCAUCCCUGCUGGACAGACGGUGGUCACCAUGGCAACGGCCAAAGUUACCGCUAACAACGGACAGACGGUCACCAUACCUGUGCAAGGAAUAGCCAAUGAGAACGGAGGCAUCACCUUCUUCCCUGUCAAGGUCAGUGUGACGGGACAAGGUACGGCCACGCUCCAGCCCCUGUCUGCCCAGUCCCUGACUGGCACUUUGACCAGCCAACCACAGACCACCACCACCCUGAACAGUCCCACUCUACAGGGCAGCCACGCCGCCGGCAAGCCAAUCAAGAAGCCGGCAGCCCAGGGCCCGUCCAAUAACGGGCCUCAGAAAAAGAGUUCCCUCUCGCUGUUCUUCCGCAAGGUGUACCACCUGGCCAGUGUGCGUCUCAGAGACAUGUGUGCCAAGCUGGACAUCUCUAGUGAGCUGCGGAGGAAGAUCUGGACGUGUUUCGAGUACUCUUUGGUGCACUACACAGAGCUCAUGAUGGACCGACACCUAGACCAGCUCCUCAUGUGUGCUGUGUACGUCAUGACCAAGGUGACCAAAGAGGACAAGUCCUUCCAGAACAUCAUGAAGUGUUACCGCUCUCAGCCCCAGGCCAGCAGCAGCGUCUACAGGAGUGUGUUGAUCUCUGGGAGGAAGAGACGUCACUCAGGAAGCAGUGAGGGAAAUGGACAGAGCUCUCCUACACAGACCAGCCAUGAGGGAAGUGGAGACAGCAGCCCCGUACCCAUGCGUUCCACCAGCACCCUACCCACCCCUCAGCCUGGCAGCACCCCAUCCACCCCCACCCUGGCCCCCUCCACCUUCCUCUCCUCAUCCCUCCCUCCCUCCCAGGAGCAGGAAAAGGAGGGGGGAGUGGUGGGGGAGGAGGAGCGAGGAGACCUCAUACACUUCUACAACCGGGUCUACAUCAAACAGAUGCGCCACUUUGCCCUGCGCUACUCGCCCAGCUCAUCCUCUGCAGGGCUAGAGUCUCCUCCCCUGUGCCUGUACCCCUCCCUGAGGACCAGCUCCCCUCGCAGGGUCCUCCUGUCCCACAACCACUCCAUCUAUAUCUCUCCCCAUAAGGCUAGUGACAUCCCCCCCACCGCUACCGCACAGGACAAGAUAUUCUACUACAUCUGCAGCGGCCCAGCCAACCGCCUGGCGGAGAUCAACAGUAUGAUCCGCACCGGGGAGACGCCCACCAAGAAGCGCAGCAUGCAGCUGGAGGAGGAGCCGUCCCCCAAGAGGUUGUGUCCGAACAACCAGACAGCCCUCUUCCGCAGGCUACAAGACGUGGCCAACCAUUGUAGCUCCUCCCACUAAGGUUGAAAACACCCCCUUCAGAACACACCACUGGCUGAAGUCGGUAGUCACCAUACUAGACUGCCAUGUUAGAAACAAAUAAACUGGCAACAUCAUCAAUAUCAAAAUUGAUGAGGAUACAUUUGUUUUUCAUAAAGGAUAAGAUCUUCUAGUCUAAGGUUAGUAUGAUGGUUUAAGUUCAGAGUUAGCCUGAACUAUUGGUGGUUGGUAGUUAAACAUCAGAUUUUAGGUUACUUCCGUCUGUUCUAGCAUGGCCAGAUUGUGAGUCCCUUAACACCAUAUUUUUCUAUAUACACCGAGUGCACAAAAUAUUAGGAAUACCUUCCUAAUGUUGAGUUGCUCCCCCCAUUUUGCCCUCAAAACAGUCUCAAUUCGUUGGGGCAUGGA